Molecule: messenger RNA, 498 nt
Organism: Fragaria vesca subsp. vesca
Lineage: Eukaryota; Viridiplantae; Streptophyta; Magnoliopsida; Rosales; Rosaceae
Product: mavicyanin-like
Exons: 1
Coding region: 1-498 (165 amino acids)
Cellular component (GO): plasma membrane
Molecular function (GO): electron transfer activity
Source: RefSeq, a predicted model, not a curated record
AUGGUGGCUUUGAGAAACACAGUCCUGAUUUUCUGUGUUGCAAUGGCUUUUCUGGGAACCUGCUCCAGUUAUACUGCAUCGGAUGCUGUAUACAGAGCUGGGGUUGUUUACCAUGUUGGUGACUCCGGUGGGUGGAGUAUCUUCUCUGAUUACAAUAAAUGGAGUUCCACAAAAGAGUUUCAUGUGGGAGAUACUCUAAUUUUCACCUACGAUAAGAUGUUCCAUAAUUUGAUGCAAGUCGAUGGGAAAGAUUACCAAGCGUGCAACACCAAGUCACCUAUCGUCUUGUAUGAUACCGGAUCUGAUGCAAUCAAUCUCAAGAAACCCGGCAACUAUUAUUUUAUCGGUGGUAGAAAUUUCGAACCGGAGUGGUAUGCUAUGACUCUCAAGGAACCCAGCCACUGCCAAGCAGGGCAAAAACUUCACGUCAAGGUAACUCUACCGAUACCAAAUCAUCAUUUGGUUGCAAGUCCAAUCCCAGCACCAGCACCCAAGUGA